CGUCACAGAGGUCUGUGAAGCCAAACAAUAUGCUUAAAAUAUGUUAAAUAAUCAUUGAAGGAAGUCAAGAAAAAGAAGUGGAGCCCGAUACGGGAGUGAACUGCAUUCUGCAAGGUCUUUCGAUUUAAGUUGGAUCCAUCUUGAGUCUCGAAUCUCCCUUCUCCAGGUGUGACUGUAUAGUAAGCAGUGAACAGUGAACAGUGAACAGCGAGCAGCGAGCAGCGAGUAGUGAGUAGUGAGACAGUGGGGUCUUCGGGCGGACUCGCGAGCUCCGACUGACAGACGGGAUAAGAAACGCAUGCACGGAGCCAGCUACCAGCUACCAGCUACCAGCUACCAGUCACCAGUCAGCAACGACUUACUCCGAGGACCGAGCGAACGUCCCUAGUGAGACUCCCGAUUUAAGUGAGGUCUGUUCGGAGUGUGACCGUGGUUUGACACACACCGUAUACAGGACCAGGCAGGACACAGAAUUUCUUUUUGUGAAACAAGGAAAGGAGGGAAUACUUGGAGGCGGAACAAUCGGUAUUAUCAACCGAGAAGAAGGAACUCCUAACUGUUUUUCGUGCUCCACUGGCGAAUGGAGUAUUCGAAUAAAAAAGGAUUUGACAGUGAUUUCAUUGAUAAGUGUUUUCAUUGACGACUGAAGCGAGAUUGGCGAAGCAGCUGGAAAGUGGAUUCGAGGAUUUAUAGAUAAUAAUUUGUUGACUUGUAUAAGGAAGUUGUAAUUGAUUCUGGCAGCAUCCUAAGUGUCACUGAGAUAUUCUUUGCAAAGCGCAGCCGGGUACAAAAGCAGGAACAGCUGUGCGCAGCAUAAAUAGCGCUUCGAGGCGUGGAAAGAAGAAAGUCUUGGCGAAUGUAGAGAGUCUUCUUAUUCUCCAUAGAAAACUCUGACUGCGUCGAUCCUGAGAGUCUCAAAUAAAAUAAUCCCACGAGAAGGUACAUUUUCUCUGCGGUGGUGUGAAACAAUAGGAUUUACUUGUUGUAUCUUGGAGAAAUCAUUUUGUCAAAGGAUCUUUGACAGAUUUCGAAAUAUCUUAAGGUCGACUUUUCGUUCCGAAUAAAUAUUGAAUACAAGUCGUGAGUGGCCGUCGACGUCGUCGAGUGAACCCGGUGAACCCGGUGAACCAAGUGAAUCGAGUGAAUCGAGUGAAUCGAGUGAACCGAGUGAAUCCGAUACGCGAUACGCGACACGCGAUACGGGAGUUCGUUUUACCGUUAACCGAUCGGUAGGUAAUAUGUCGUAAUAAAUGGACUGUUGCUCCGCAUCGCAUCGAACGACACGUCACGCGAACGUGCUUAAUUAUCGGUGCCAGGUGCUUUCCUGUGCGAAACUUCCUAUUUGAAGUAAUCAGUUAGGCCAGAGAGCUUGGGCUGGCUAAACUUUAGAAAGAGAAAGAGAGGCUGAACGAAGGGUCGGGCGUCGGGAUGCGCGGCGGGCGAGUUUUUGGUCGUCGAUCAUGAAAACGGAACUCGCGCAAGGGCCGAGUUGUCGCUCGUGAGAUGAAUUUAAUGCGCUGAAACUUCGAUGCGAUGAACAUGCCCGGGGUUUCGAGUGCCUCCAGGGACAGAUAGUGCUGAUCCUUAGAUUAACAAGGAUCAUUCGAAGGAUCCCAACGGUUAUUCUGAGACAGAAGGGCACAGGAUAACUCUAGGAGAAGAGAAACAAAAAAAUCAAGAAGCAAUAUAAAAACUGAAAGGAAAUUUGCAUAAGGUGAUUGCAUUAAAAUCAGCGUCAGCAUAAAGGGAAAGGAUUCGAUCAUCUCGUAGCCAUGAACCUCGCGCUGCAUGGAUUUUUUCUUCAGGUUAUCAUCUCGAUCUUCGACUUCCACCAUGGCUUCGGAUUGUGCAGCGCGGGGGAACCUGGCUAUCUGGAUUUUGACAAUUUGCCGGAGACGAAUUUCUCGUGCCAGGGAAAGGUGAUAGGUGGAUACUAUGCAGACGUGGAGACUGGUUGCCAGAUGUUCCACGUUUGCACCAUCGGACAGAAAGACGAGAUUAUGGACAUAAAGUUCCUCUGCCUGAACGGGACCGUCUUCGACCAAGAGACCAGGGUCUGCGAGAGGGUCGAUGAGGUCGAUUGCAGCACCAGUGAACGAUUCUACAACUUGAACCUUGAACUCUACGGCAACAAUGCAGUGACACUCAGCUUGCACGAGAACAGCGAGGACGACGGUGAGCCAACCGAGGGCACGGAUGAUCAUCAGCAGAGAACAACAUCAGCACGUCCAUCGACUACGAGCUCAACGACUACGACAACCUCUCGACCUACGAAGCCAUCGACAACCCCAAGACCCAACUCGUAUCAGCAUCCCACGGGAUACCCUCAACAUUAUCAGCCGCAGCCACCCUUCCCUUCGGUCCAGACGAGUCAAUCCAAGUCACUCUACGAUGACAAGAAUGGUGGCUAUCAUCACCAAUACAUUUUCCACAAUGCCGCGCACAAUCAGAACAAUCAAGCAACCUCCUAUCAGCUGUUCAGCAAUCAGGGUUCUCUCAAUCCUACGACGAACGCUCCUCAGACCCAUCAAGUGAGAUAUAGUUCCAGUCCAAGCCCUCAGGUGAUCCACAACGAACCGUCGACGGUGGCGCCACUCUUCCACGCUCCCUCCUCGACCAUUCACACGCUCCUGAACAGCAACGCUAACAAUCCGGUUUUGAUAAAUCCACUCUUUCACAACAAUGGGAUCGCCAGCACGACGGAACAGUUUUCCAUUCACAGUAACAAUCCGAGGGAGACUUCGGAGUAUCGAGACAGCGAGGAGGAGGAGGACGAGGAGGAUGAGGAGGAUGAGGGGGAUGCGGAGGGGGAGGAGGAGCACGAGAGGGAGGGUGAGGAGGAACAGCACGAAUCGGAUCGAAGGCCACUGGUAGCCGUCCAAUCUAUCAAUAAGGGAAAAGUGUCGAAAUUAGCAAUUUCGCCGAUUCCUUCGGAAUCGAGCCGAACUCAGCCGAAGGCUACUCAGGCUCCGCAAUUAUCAAAGAUAUCGAACAAUUUUCUUCCUACACCAACAACAGCACCACCUACCGUCAGAUCGUUUUAUCCGACCCCGAGGCCCUCAGCUCCCACUAAGCCGCAGCAACGGUCAAACUCUAAUGAUGUUACUCAACAUAUUCAUCUGCCACCACCACCCCCGAUUCCUCAUCUGAAGCCUCAUCAAAUCACCAUUAACUUACCGCCGCCUGAUAUUCAGAGAAUCGUACAGAAUCCUUCGCCGCUGCUUCCUUCGCAGUCGAGAGUGAUCGUUACGGCUAAGGCAAGUGUCAGUGACGAGUCCGGGCGACCUUUGAACUCCACCCAGUUUGUUACACUCCCGCUACCGACCAUCCCAGCCAGUUACGACGAUUACAAAGAGGGCGACGAGUCCUUCGACCCUUUUUAUAAGGACGUGCCGAAGAUCAGGAAUGCGAGGAGAGUCCACGAGCAUCUCGGCUCUUAUAUUCUUGACAAGACUCAUUCGAGAGAUAAAAGAUCCGUUGCAAAAGAACAGGAUAACGAUGAAAAUUAUGAGGAUUACAAAGAUGCAGGUGAAGGGUCGCGCGAUCCGGUGACAAAUAUUUUCGAUGACGACGAUUCGGUGGAUGAUGCCUUUUUCGAUGACACUGAGGAGAUCACGGAUAUCGGAAGCAUUAAAAAGAAUCUCCAGAAAUUCAAGGCUAUUCUUCUUGGAGAACGUAUCGAUGAUUCAAGGGAAUUGCCCGUGACUGAUUUUCCGAUAAGUCAAUCAGAACGAACGGUAAUUCGUAGUGAAGCGAAACCCAGCAAAAUUCCCGACUCCGAUGCGACCAACCAAACUGAUACGAUGCACGUCGAACAAGAACACGUAACGAACGAAGGAACUUUGCACAAAUUGAAAAAUGAAGAAAGUUCGAAAAAAAUAAAUGUAAAUUUUCAAAACGUGAAACAGGCCGACAAAUCUGUUUCUGUUAGCAAAGUAUCGGAUGCUGAGGAACACGUUGAGAUUAAAACGUUCUUAAACAGGAAGGAAUCGGACGGAGAUGAAUAUGUUGAGCCGAAAUCUCUUGUCGACAGUUCCGAUACCGUUCGAUAUAAGUCAAAUUUGAAUAGUAAAGAAUCCGACGAGGAGGAAUACGUCGAGACUAAAUCAAUUUUAAAUAGCAAAGAAUCCGACGCUGAGGAAGGUGUCGAGGACAAAGCAAUGAAAAAAGGUGAGAGUCCCGACGGCGCUGAAUAUAAAUUAACACCGAGCACCGAGGAAUCGGAUGCUGAGGAGCACAUUGGAGCCAAAUCAGCUAAGAACAGCAAAGAGUCCGACGCCGAGGAAUAUGUUGAUCCAAAAUCAGAAAAGAACAUCGAACGAACUACGGAGACUAUAGAGUCAACGCCGGGCACCGGAGAAUCUGAUGCUGAAGAAGGUAAUGAGCCAAAGUUUUCUUUGAAGAACAAAGAAACUACUACAGAAAAACGCAACGGCUCAAAGUCCUCAUCAAACAGCAAAGAAUCUGAUGCUGAGAAGCAGAUUGAAAGAAAAUCUACUCUGAACACUAAAGAGUCCGAUGCCGAUGAGUACAUUGAACGCGAAGAGGUUGGCCCAGAUAAAAAAUUGACUACCGAGGAACAUAUCGAGAUGAAGUCAGUGCUUAGCAGUAAAGAAUCGGAUGCGGAGGAAUAUAUAGAAGCGAAAUCUAUUCUUAAUAGCAGGGAGUCGGAUGCCGUAGUAUAUGUUAAAUCGAAGUCUGCAACUGAAGUUGGGAAAAUUGAUCGAAAAGUUAAUGACGAGGGUGCGCCUCCAUCCAAGGGCACAGAAUCACCUGAAGAAUCAAAGGCAAAGGAAACUCUUGAAGUGGAUUCUGUCUCAAAUGCUGAGCUACUCGAUGCGACUAAAAUAGAUAAAUCGAAAUUCCACGGAAACUUGAAUAUAUCGGAUAGCGCCAAAAACGUUGUCGCCAAGUCUGCCCUGAAUACUGAAAACGUGAGCACCGAGAGAUACGCUGAGCCAAGGCCUGUCUCGACUAUCAAGGACUCGGAUGCUGAGGAUAAGGAGAUUAAAUCAGCUGACGUUUCGGAAUCUUCAAAGUUAACAGAGACUGUUGAGAAUACCAACGACGGAAGGGAUGAGUCAAGGUCCAGCGUGAGAUUGGCUGAUCCUGAAUCAAGAAACAAUGGCGAACUGGAACCACAGGAAGAAUCCAACAAGGAAGAGGUUGCUCAAACCGAAAAGUCGAAAACCAUGUCGAUCGCCGAAGAAUCUCCUGUCGAACGGGAAGAAAAAUCUAAUUCUAAAUAUGCUGAAACGACAGCGCAGAAAUCGAGGAAGAAUAAGGCUGCGGAUGAACGUUCCUCCACGACGGAUCAACCAAGAACAGGGGCGCCACGCUUACGUCCGCCGAAGCUGAGAUUUCCAUCUUCAUUUACGUCGAAUGCGGCUAAGAGAACCGAGAGUGCCAGAGACAAUCAACGAAAACCAGAAAGAAAUGGCGCAAGGCCCAAUGGACCUAGGGGCACGACGAGGCCGCCUUUAUCCUUGGAAUCCGAGUCCGAGGAGCAGAUUGAUAGUCAAAUAUUCGAGGAACCAGAAUCCAGGACGUCGAAGGAAGUCGACACGAGAGAAGUGGGUGCACUGGGUGGGUCCAAGGAUUCCAAGAACAAUUUGGGCAAAGGCGUCGCUGGAGUCGAGGACAAACGAGCCCAUCGUCCGGAAAGCGCUAAAGAACCCGCGAAGGACUCGAGCGUCUUAGACUCGGAGAAUCAGUCGAAGGAGGAAAUAUCGGUGGAAAAGGAAAAGAGCACGGAAAGAGAUAUUUCCAUCGAAGAAGAUGUCCUGCCGUCCAAUGAGGAAGAAUACACGUCCGAUGAGAACACGUCGAACGUCCAAUCGGAUUACGAAGGAUCGCAGCAGUACUCUGAUGAAUAUUCCGAAGAAAAGUCGCUCGAAUCUCCGAACAAGAUUGACUCGCUCGAAAGUCAUAAAGAACCAAGGAGAGAUAAAAGUUUGAAAUUUGAGAAGGAAAAUGAUUCUUCGUCCCGGGAAAAGUCUUCACGGAGACAGGACAAAAGUAAAAAGUUUGCGAAGAGCCGGAAGGAAUCCGAGGAGGAAGAGGAGGAAGAGGAGGGACAGGAGGAGGGGGAGGACUACACGUCGCAAGAAACUCUCCCGGAUAAAUUCAGCGGCGAAAUCGAACCUGUGGAUAGAAGUGCGGAGUAUCCUGACUCGAGGGAAGAGUCCUUCACCGAAUCACAAGAACUUGAUUCCGAGGACGAUUACAAAGGCUCCCAGAGUCGCGAAUACGUUGGAUCGGAGGAGCCUUUGAAUUCUCAAGAGGGAACUUCGAGUGCAGUUGAAAAAUCUUUGGAGGAGGAUGCGCCAAUAUCGUCGACCGAGGUGGAAGACACCAAGGGUGUCCUCAAAUUUACGGAUGAGUUACCCAGAACUGAUAAGAAGGACGACAACGCUGAUAAAGCCAAUACCACUUCGGAUGAGGAUGGUACGGUGGUACAGGACUACGUUGACGAUAAUUACGAGCCAGCCCUUUACAAGGAGCAGAAUAAGAAAAAAUCAACGUCGAUGCAGGAUCAGCUGAAGAAGGAGGAUCAGGAAAUGGGAGACGAGAACCGAGAAAAGUCAAAGGAUCGAGAUAUUUUGGAUAAAUCGGAGGAGGAUGCUAAGGAGCACUCGGAUGAAAUUGAGGAUCGAUCGAAGGGAGAUAAACCGGAAGAAAUAAUAGGACCCACGUCUAGUACGACAACUACGACUACGACAACAACAACAACCACAACCACAACCACAACGACAGUGCGACCAACCUCUCCAAAAUUAUUUAGACCAUUCAUGGCGAGAAAAAAUUACAAUUAUAUUCCUCCGUCGACAACGGCAAAUCCUGUCGUGAUAAAACCCACAUUUGGUCUGUAUAAUCCGAAACCUGCAAAACGUAUAAAAAGUUAUAACGAAAUCGCACCAAAACCGAUUAUACGAAAACAUCCGCUUUUGGCAAGAAAAGCCGCAGCUGUGAAUAGCAACACGCAGAAAAGUGACGUGGUUCAAAAGAGAAUCGACGAGUUUGAAAAUUCUUCGGAAAUAAUUUUCGUCUCAACAGAAGUAACCGGCAGCGAGGAGAAUGCUCUGGAACCCGUAAAAUCUCAAGUCCCGGAAUCGAAUGAAGCGAGACGGUCCAACAUUACCAGCGACAAAGUGUCCUCCGAGGAUGCAUCCUUGCAGAGAAGCAAGGACGAGAUGAAUCCUAGUGUAAGUGAAACAAAUGUUCCUAUUUCCUCGAACGAAAAGUCGCCUUCGGAAUUUCAAAUAGCAACUAGCAGUCCAUAUCCGCUAUCGAGAGUCGCGACCAUGGCGAAUGGCCCAACUACUUCCAAUCCUCUAGAUGACACUUUAGCUAAUAACAAUGAGUCCACUGCGCAAGUCAGUAAGGCUGGUGACUCGAAUAGCAGUACGGUUACCGAAAAUCUUCCAGAAAAUACGUCGUUAUUUUCGAAAGAGGCUAUGACUCUCUCGUCGAUUGCGACUCUAGAGCCAUCUGUUACGAGCCUGCCUGAGCAUAAUGCUACGACUACACCAUCGGAUGAGCGACCGGAAAUGCACGAGACCUAUGAGAAAUCGAAGACAAAUAAGCCUCUAGCGGAAUCCACAACAACUAAGACGACUAUCCGAAACCAGUCGCCUUUUAACUGUUUGGAAAAGGAAAUGUAUCGAUUCUAUGGCGACCCGAGGGACUGUCGACUAUUUCACUAUUGCUCGCCAGGAUUCACUUCGAGGCAAGUUCUCGACUUUCGGUUUGUCUGCGAGGAAGGCACUGUCUUCGACGAAGCGAGUCAGAAUUGUCGACACGACACUGAAGACUCAAAGUGCAUCAAAAGGAUUUGUAAUAUGUGGGAUAUAGGGAACCGGGGCAUUAUCGUGUUGAUAAGUGUGCUGAGUGGGUGUGUGCUCCUUUACAAUCUUUGGGGACCGUUUGUCGCUCUCACUAUCGCUUUAAUUUUGGUGACUUACGCGUGCUAUUCUCUUCUCGUAAACGAUAGCAUUCUAUCGCCCCAUGCGUUACUGGCGUUCGAGUACCUCAUCGAAGUUGCCCGCGAACUCAACGAAAACUUGAAGAACGCUGCCCGACAUAUUUUGAAGAACUUCCGAGAAUACUCUAAAAACAUCAAAACUCUCUACCAAAGCCGAAUCAUUUCGAAAAUGAGUAGCCAACGAAGAAGCACGUAUCAACUUAGUAAUGAUUCUUCCUCUGAGCCCAAGAACUCCUCUAGGUUUAACCUAACUGGUCAACUUAGUCCUAUUCCACGGAUGAACUAUCGUGACAUGGACAAUGGCAUCGAGAAUAACUUCUAUGUGAAUACUCACAGUCGUUCUUAUGCUGAAUCCUCAGUCAAUAAGCAUACAUCUACUCCUUUAGUCUCGUGGAGAAAAGAUAGUCCAAGAAAUGGAGGUGUUGGAUUCUUCACACCAUCCCGGUCUUCCCGGCAAAAAAAUUUACCUAUACAAGCACACAAUCAUACUUUGUUUCGUGGUGAAGACACUGUCUUCAGCCCCAAUGGUUCACCUUGGGGCACAAGUAUUAGUCCAAAAAUGGAACAAAAUACUAAUGUUGUAAAAACUGUCCAAACUGUUGCUGGACCUCUACUUGCUUCCACAAGAUUCAAUAUCGAUCCCAAAAUUUAUUCAGAUGUAACAUCACCAGGAUUAAGUACUCGUUUGACAAAGUAUGCUAUGGAAGCUAACAGUAAAUUGACUCAUCAAUCCCAGUAUGGACCAGGCCAGUUUCCAAAGGUCAAUCUCAAUUCAAGCCCAGUACCUCUAAUAAAUACAAAAUCUCCAAAACUUAAGACACCAGUUACAGUACGAAUUGCACCACCUGAUGCAACUAAGUAUUCGCCUCCUGAACGUCAAAAAAUUCUAAGUGACGCUUAUCACGUUGAAAGCAAGCCUUCUCCAAGUGUCGUUCAGGUUCUUCGAGAUAUAUCCUUAAAAAGACAUGCAUCUAGAGAAGAAAUUUCAGAUCUGAUAAAGAAACAACGAACCGAAAAUAUAUUCAAAGAUAAUCUAGAAAAUUUGGAAGAAUUAACACAAAAGAGAACAAGGGAUGACUCAUCGAAAUCAGAGGAUGAUGUCUCACCACAGAGCAGAUCAUUGAGACCAUCAAAACGGACAAAAACACCAUCUUGCUAUGAUGUCUUGAAUUCUUUAAGCUCCAGCAUUCAUACAUCUUCAGGAGUUAAAAGAAAAGCUAUGGAUAUCUCACGAAGUGGAACACCAGAUUUUGAAAAGCAUUUUAAAGCAACGGAGAGUGUUCAAAAAAGCACUGUUCCAAUAUUGCCACAGAUUCAAACGAGUACUGCAAAAUUACAAAAUCGUGUUUACAAUCACAAAUAUUUACCAAGUAAAGAUAUAAUUAAUUUACAUAAAAAUUUGGAAGAUCAGCAGCAAACGCAAGGAAUUUUAAAAGGCUCCUGUGGCAGAGAGAUCACGUCCAACCAAGGUCUACAAACUGUUGUCCAAGUUCAUUCAGGCACAUCUGACGUAGAGAAAGCAGAGUCGAUUACAAGAAAGAACGCAGAACAAGUGAACAAAUCUGUAAGUCUGACAGAUAAACUGUUCAUGAGGCCUGAACCGGAAAAAAAUGAAAAAUUGAAAAGCUUGAUACAAGAACAAGGACACAUCAAGGCCAAGUUCACUAGUGAAGAUGCAGAAGAAAUAAAGAAGGAGGAUAUUAUAAACAUGAGACAAACAAGUAUGCGCGCCAGAUUGCAAAGUAUGUUUGAUGCGAUAUCUGGCAAAGCUGCCAAUAAAAUCAAUCCGGACGUCGUUAUACAAGCCGAAGAAAUCAAUACUACAACUACAACGGUCACUACAUCUGCACUUACAACUACAACUGCAUCUACACCUUCGGCUGUAGAUUCACCAACACCUGCGGUCUUAGCCUCUCUCAAUUCUUCAACAUCAACUACAAACGUCAACACAUCUCCUAUCGCAACAUCGGCCAUCGCGCCUGCUAUAUUAAAAUCCCAGCCGAAAUCUGUUAAGCAUGUUACGUUCAGCUUACCCAGCAUAGAAUUAUCUCAGGGAUCUGGUAAUACUCCACCGAUUGUGGCGGCACCGGUAGCUAUGGUCGAAAAACCUCUCACAAAAUUUGAAGAAUCGAAAUUACAAAUCACUACAGCUGCGACGGCACCAGCAUCGAUUGAUACCACAAGCAGUACCAUUUUGAAUUUCGCUGCGACCUCUAGUAACACCACUGCACCAUCUUUUAAUUUUAACGCAGCUUCCUCGAGCACCACGCCUGCCUCGUCAAACGCCGCAUCGAAGUUUGGCACUUCAAGUGCAACCUACGUUAAUUCUCUAGCCUCAACUGCAAUAUCAUCAGCUACAGUAUCAUCUAAUGUUUUUGGAACUUCGAAUAUCGCACCAAGUCCUACAGUUAUUCCUUCAAGUUCUGUGUCAACUACAAUAAACAGCAGCGAAACAUCAACCGCUGGAAAUACUAUUCAACUGUCAACAGUAACAAAUAUGUCACAAGCUACACCGAUGUUCGAUUAUGGUGCGAAGACUAUGUCUAAUGUAAUGAAGACCAGCUCACAACAUAAAACACCAGUAUCAAGCAGCACGAUUCUCCUUGGAGGAACGUCGAACGCUGGAUCGAUCGUUUCAUCCUUUGGAAGUAUUAGUACGACUACGCAGAAUUCUCCAGCAUUUGGAAGUAACAAUACCACUGCGCAGAGUGCACCUGCUUUUGGAACCGUUUCCUCAACUUUACAGAAUACUCGCCCUUUUGAAAAUAUCCUUACGCAUCCAUCGAGUACUCCAGCGUUCGGGAAUACUUCAGUUACAGAGAGUGUUCCCACGUGUAAAAGCACUCUUGCAAACACACAAAAUGACCCGACAUUUGUGAAUACGAGCGUCACUUCGGGCUUUGCAUUUCCCUCCAGUAGCACUACGCCAGGCACUGCUGUUCCAAGCUUUGGAAACACAGCGAAUACGACUUCCUCUGGUUUUGGAAUCUCAACUACAACUGCAUGCUUCACCUUCGGACAGCCAUCCGCAACAACGGGAACUCACUCUGGAUUUUCAUUUGGUACUGGUACCACAAGUACAGCAGCUACUAGCUCAAGUACUUCCGCGAUAUUUGGAUCUGCAACAACUAACGCGACUCCAGCAUUUAGAAUGCCUCCUACGACGAGUUCUCCAUCUUUUGGUAUAAUACCUGCACCGCCAGUAUUGAGUAGUGCUACUAGCUCUUCUCUCUUCGGCACCGGUAAUACUCAGCCAGCAUACGCCAGUACAUCCAAUGCGUUUAGUACACUAAAAACAACAUCUCUACCGGCUUUCGGAUCAACCACAAGUGCACCUACAUUUGGAACUGCUGCGACUACUGCGCCCAGUCCAUUCAGUGCUGGCAAUACCAAUUCGAAUGCUACAACCACACCAACGCCAAGCUUCAGCAGUGGUACCGGCGUUUUUGGACAAAUCAAGUCACCACCAGCAUUCGGUGCUCCUACUCCUGUUUUUGGAAAUACUACGACUCCUCCGUUUAAUUCACGACUACCUUUUGCUGCUGCCUUUGGACCAACCAGUUCAACCGCUACAACAGUUCCACCGACUUUUGGUACAACUAAUUCAACAGCACCAGCUUUUGGUGUGCAGAGUCCAGGAACAUCCGCUUUGGGAAGUCAAACAUCUACGACGCUACCAUUCGGUUCCACCAACUCCGUUUUUGGAACUUCAACGGCAACACCUCCUGCAUUUGGAACAAAUAUCAAUACCACUGCUGCGUUUGGUCAAACAACAAGCACGGCCUUCGGAACUCAAAGUACAACCAGUCCAGUUUUUGGCACGACGAAUAAUAACGUGCCAGGUUUUGGAGGAAAUGUGGCGUCACCGUUCGGUAGCCAAACUACAACAUCGGCCUUUGGAAAUUCAACUUCAUCAACUCCAACAUUUGGAGCUCCUGCGAAUACCAACACUCCCAGUGGCGCAUUUAGCUUUGGGGGAAACCAGAAUCCACCGCAGCAAAAUUCAUCAUUUUCCUUUGGUGGAACAAGUACCACGAGUAAUAGUGCCAGCGGUUCUGCGCCUUUCCAGUUUGGAGCAACGAGCACUAAACCUGCUGGAUUCAAUUUUAACUCACCAUCGUCCACACCCGUGACCAAAUUCGACGCGUCAGCAACUCCAUCUUUCAGUGCACCAACGCCUGGUGCUAAUGCGUUUAGUACUCCCAACACUGGAGGAAUGUUCAACAUAGGAGCUGGUUCCACUGCACCGAGAUCAAGAAGUAGUCGACAAAGAAGACAAAGAUGAUGGAGAAUGUAAAUUUUAUUUUUGGUUAUUCAUACAUCUUUACGGAUUGGGAGAAAUGGUGUUUCCUUUUCUAAUUAUUUCCCCUAAAUUCGAUUCAAGGUCGAUCGAUGAAUUUGCGAAUACGGAUUCGAUUCAUUGUUUUAAUAUCGAUGACGGUAAUCGAGUGAGCUGCUUGCUUUUGUAAAAAUGAUGAGUAUGGUGACUAGAAAUGAGUUACUGAUAAUUAUUCAUUGUAAAACUAGUAAUACGGAUAUUUAUGCAGUCGUGAAGAUUUCCUCUGGGUGAUCGUGCGAAGCACCAUCCGUUCUCCUUAUCUCCUUUCGUAUAUUUCAUUUUUCAUAUGCAGCAUGUCUUUUAAAGACCCUUUUACGAUUCAUAUGAAUUCACGACAUACUGAACUAAUCGAUUGACUUUCGACCAUUGCGAAAAGGUGGCAAUUGCCGAAUGACUUUUCAUGUCACUUUUUUCCACGUUAAAUGAAAGAAAUCGAAUUCCAGGUGAAUAAAAAAGUAUUCAUAAACGGGUAUGAUGCUCAUCGCGGGUACCAAAUUGCAAAUAUGUGGAUCAACAUUAUUCAUCACGAUCGUGUCAAAGGGUCUCAUAAUCUUUUCUAAAUAUCCAUCUUUUUUCUUAUCGUUUUUUUAAAUUGUUCUCACUUUUGUAAAAUCAACUUUGCGAAAUUAUAGCAAUGUAUCAUAUUUCACUGUAAAAGCCUCAUACAUUUUUAUGAACGAAGCAUAAAUAACUUUGUAUAAAAAUUAAGUGUAGUGUUGGUGCAAGUACAUAGGCUGCAAAAGGCAGCAAAAAGUUUUCAGUUUCAAUUGUGUUUUACUUUUGAGUAAAGGAAUCUUCUCCAAUUUUAUCCUUUCCUUCUCCAUCAAUCUUGCUAUUGCGCUUAUUAAAAUCCCAAUGAAUAUCUGGGACUUUACCGCCUAAUAAAACAUAUUUUCAAAUGGAAAAAUUUCCUUCAUUUCCUGUACAUCAUGAGGUCAUCUACACUUUAAGUAACUAAAUGGGUAAUAUAUACAUAUUGAAGACAAUUACAAGAUUUUGUAUUAAUAUGCGUGUGUUAAGAAGAAGUUGCGAUUUACUGCAAAUAUUAAUGAGGCUAUAUAAAUAUACAUUUCAAAGAAAAAUAUAGUUUCGAUCAAUAUGAAAAGAACGGCAGAACAUAUAGCUAAAAAUCAUGAAUUUUUAACAGCGGAAUUAUAAGUUAACGCAUAAUCGUAAAAAUCGCACGUGUGUAAUUGGAUCCUAUGCGUCUAGUGACUGUAUAAUUUAUAUCAUAGUAUAUUAGUAGAUACAACAUCCACCAAAAGGGUAGAAUCUGCAAUUCAGAUAUAAUAUUAUAUUAGUACAGUGUUAGGAUACUGUGCGAUUAAUAAAUAAAUUCAAAUUCAUUUGUAUUGAGUAUAUAUAACUAAGAAUUCAGAGUUUUAAUAUUUUGUAACAAGGUGAUUAAUAAUAUAUUAUUAAAAACAUA
Messenger RNA from Cephus cinctus (wheat stem sawfly), 13752 nucleotides. RefSeq lists its product as uncharacterized. The record is from RefSeq and is a predicted model, not a curated record. NCBI's taxonomy places the organism in Eukaryota, Metazoa, Arthropoda, Insecta, Hymenoptera, Cephidae. The coding region runs from base 1773 to 12269 and encodes 3498 amino acids. Gene Ontology annotation, cellular component: extracellular region. The transcript has 12 exons. Gene Ontology annotation, molecular function: chitin binding.